Aphanomyces invadans is the source of this 696-nucleotide messenger RNA. RefSeq lists its product as hypothetical. The transcript is spliced from 2 exons. The record is from RefSeq and is a predicted model, not a curated record. The coding region runs from base 1 to 696 and encodes 231 amino acids. Lineage: Eukaryota; Oomycota; Saprolegniomycetes; Saprolegniales; Verrucalvaceae.
AUGCGUGCAUUUAAUUCGGGCAAUCCGAACGCUGGCGAGCCCGCCGACAUCCGUGCGGAAGAGAACGCGAUGGAAGCGCACCUCCGCAAAUGCAUGUUUGCACCGUUGCGCGAUACAGCGCCAUCAUACAGCCAGAGUUGUGCGAUGCGAUCUGGUAGCAGCGGGUCGCCGCAUCUCAGUCCGACACACUCACAGUCAUCAAUGAAACGUUCUCGCCAACAAUCCAUGUCGCGGUACAUCGUGCCGCCCAUCAUCGACGACCAGAAAGACCGUUUUCAACGCUUGAUCCUGGAGUUCAUGGCGGAGAAUAGCCUGCCGGCUUCCUUCGUCGAAACCUGGAAGAUCAAGCGUCUGGUCGAUUUCCGCACGGCGACGCCUGGGCGCAUCGACGACGACCUCGACGCUCACGAACCGAUGGAUUCCGACGCGGAUGACGUCGAGCCCGAAGAACGCGGAGAUCAUAUUCUCUUCGAGUGUAGCCAGAUUCUCAGCAGUGGCAGCGGCGCCAAUCAGUCGGAUGAUGACAGUCUAGUGGAGGAGAUCCUCGAUCAUGGCCAAAUUCGCCCUUCGUGGCCGAAGGAGAAUGUGCCCAACUGGCCGCAGGAGCCUACGGCUGCGAAGCUCAAGGGCCUCCGAGGCAUCAAGGUAGAACUGGUAGGCCUCUUCGAGGGCGUCUGCCUGCCCGACUCAUUCUGA